UGCAGUGUCACCAUGAGCCUUCAAACUGUCUUACUCAGGCUCUCAGUUGGUUUUGUCAUGUUUUCCUUGGCUCGCUCCCCUCAACCUAAGAGGUCAGGAUGCUUCAAAGUAAACCCCUGCAAAUGCAUCAUGAAGGAUGGGAGCGGUGUGAUCAACCUGAAAGCUAUGGGAGAUGCGGACGGUUUCCUGGGACGUCUGAAGCCUAUGUCAGCAGAGAACAUGCCAGUCAGUGCAGAGAUCCUCCUGACCUUCAGCCCCUGCCAGCCUUUCUCACUGCCAGAGGACCUGACAGGAGCAGACUGUACUAAUAUUGCUGCAUGCCUUAUUGUCAGAAACAGCUGGGCCCCUGGCAUUAACGUGCAUGUUUGGGAGAAUGGCAGCGGCAUGUUUUUUAGAUUGAGGUAUCAGAGGCUCAACAGCGACGUUAGCCGCUAUAUCAGCUAUGGGAGACAUGAAGGGAAUGAAUUCUACUACAAUGACACCCUGAAGAUGCUGUCUGUUUCAUACUUUUCUCAUGACGAGCAGCCACUGACAGUAGUGCAUUACCACUGUAAUCCAAAUCAGUCCGCUUCUUUCAUCCGGGACCAGAGCCUCAGCGCUGAGGAGCCCCUGCAGAUCUGGGUGGAGAGCCCCUGUGCUUGUCCAAAUGCCUGUGCAAUGGGAGAUCUGGGUCUAGGCACCAUCUUCCUCAUCAUCCUCUCCCUCAGUCUUGCUGCAUACUUCAUCCUUGGUUCCUGUGCUCUGAGGCCUUCCCGGAACAGCAGUGGAGUCCAGAUCUCUCCUGAGCACAGCGUGUGGUGUAUGAUCUGCUACCUCUGUGCAGAGAGAAGGCCUACAAGACACUAUACAGGCAUGACACACUGUGACAGAUAAGCAGCUACACACCUCUGGAACACUGCAAGAAGGCUCAGUAUGAGCGUGUGUGUGUGUGUGUGUGUGUGUGUGUUUGUGUGCCUUUUUGGAUCGUUUUGUGUCCAUACUUUUAAUACAUUUACAAACAUUAAAGAUAUUUGUCACACAUUAUUCAUGAAGAACUUUGAAUGGAAUAAUCGUCAUAAAGGUGUAAAUCCUACAAGACCUUUUGAUGAUAUGUCCUGAUAAGGAAACUGAGAACUGAUGAUUAAGUUUUAGUUUUUUCUUACAUGUUUAGACAAAAAGUUGUUGUGUAUGUAAAUAGCAAAUAAAAAUGAUUUAUU
Molecule: messenger RNA, 1196 nt
Organism: Acanthopagrus latus (yellowfin seabream)
Lineage: Eukaryota; Metazoa; Chordata; Actinopteri; Spariformes; Sparidae
Exons: 5
Coding region: 13-873 (286 amino acids)
Cellular component (GO): trans-Golgi network
Source: RefSeq, a predicted model, not a curated record